Messenger RNA from Oryzias melastigma (Indian medaka), 2903 nucleotides. It is a transcript of the gene bag3, whose product is annotated as BCL2 associated athanogene 3. Gene Ontology annotation, biological process: protein stabilization; muscle cell cellular homeostasis; negative regulation of striated muscle cell apoptotic process. Bases 224 to 1762 code for a protein of 512 amino acids. NCBI's taxonomy places the organism in Eukaryota, Metazoa, Chordata, Actinopteri, Beloniformes, Adrianichthyidae. The transcript is spliced from 4 exons. Gene Ontology annotation, cellular component: membrane; cytosol; cytoplasm. The record is from RefSeq and is a predicted model, not a curated record. Gene Ontology annotation, molecular function: protein-folding chaperone binding; adenyl-nucleotide exchange factor activity.
CUUUUUCAGGUUUAAUUGCAUUCGUGUAAACCCUCGUGGGUUAAUUGUCGUGGAGUCUCCGGCGUGGAUCUGCAGCUCUGUCCCCGCCCGCCGCUGCCUGCCGCCCCCACCGUUAACCCUGCUAUUUCCAGAAACUUCCAGCCCACUUCCCCACGUCACUCCACGGAGUCUUUAAAGCGUCCGCCGCCCGUAUAAAAUGUCUUAGUAACAGAGCGCGAGCAUCAUGAACGCCGUGAAGACACGCACCCCCACGCCGACCAUGGCUACCAACGACAGCGACCCCCUGCCCCUCGGCUGGGAGGUAAAAAUCGACCCCCAGACCGGAUGGCCGUUUUUCGUGGAUCACAACAACCGAACCACAACCUGGAAUGACCCGAGACACGUCACGAGAAAGAGUCGAGAAGUUUCAGCAAAUGGACCCAACAUACCUCCAGAACAACAUCCUCAAGAGACCCAGAAAACUUUUACCAGGGAGAUGAAGCACCCUAUUCUCCGCCCAGGUUAUAUCCCCAUCCCUGUCUUCCAUGAGGGUGCAGACCUGAGGCAGCAGCAGCAGCAUCCCUGCUAUUCGUACAUCCAGCCAAGCACAGCGCCGAGUGUCUGGACUGAAGUUCAGGCUCCGUCUCAGACUUCAGGACUUCACGGCAGGCCCAGAUCCCCCUUGCAUGUGGCCUCAGACAGCUGCUCUUCUGAGCCUGGAAGGGUCAGCACCCCCACCCAACCAACCGCAGAGGUACACACAGCCACACACCACCAACCUUGUCGACCCAGCAGCACUGGUCUCCAGGCCGGUUAUAUCCCUAUUCCAGUCAUCCAUGAGGGUGGAGGGGGCCAUGGUCAACCUCAGGUAAACCCUGCGGUCUACUCUCAGCGUGCCCCCUACUCAGAGCCCUACCAGCGCCUCCAGACGGAUGAACGGCCCGCCUACUCUGCAGCGCAGCCUUCUCGCGAAAGUACUUCCCCAACGCUGUUCCCGCAGCACCGGGAUGCUGCUUCUGUUCACCUCCCACCUUCGUUUAGGAGCCAGUCACCGACUGUAACGCCGCUGCAGGGAGACAAACCACAGACUCAACAGAACCUCCUCACUAGAGACACGGCCCAGAAAGUGGAGCAGGAGCUGCAGAGACCAGAGAAUCUGCCAAAUCCUCAAACGCAGCACACAGAGGUGGAUGCCCAAAAGCCUCAACAAGUUCCACAUUUGGAGCAGCCUCAGUGGUUCCAGCAGCCCCCCCCACAGACUCAGUCCCCACAGCCUGAACACUUCCAGCCCCAUAAGCCUGCACAGCCACAGCAUCAUGUUGCAGACAUCACCGUUCAAAUCCCUCCAAAAGCAGAGGUUCAGGACGCAGCAGCUACCCCCCCUGAAGCCCCUGCAGUAAGAGCAGAGGGGGAUCAGGGCGCCGUUCAUCCCGGCUUGGCGAAGGUUCAGCAGAUAGUAGGACGGGUGGCGAAGCUGGAGCAGGAGGUGAAAUCUUUCAGUGGAAAGAAAAAUGAUAAGAAAUACUUGUUGUUGGAGGAGCUGCUGACCAAAGAGCUGUUGGCUCUGGACUCUGUCGACCCGGAGGGACGCGCAGAUGUGCGGCAGGCCAGGCGAGACGGAGUUCGACGGGUUCAGACCAUACUGGAGGGGCUAGAACAACUUGAGGAGCAGCCAGCCAAAACCACAAGUGAGACACCGGCGGACGGUGACAACCCAACAGGGAAAGGAGAGUCCGGCAUGGUUUCUAAGGAACAUUAUGUGACGGCAAAGGAGAUCUCCUAAAGACUUCAGGAGGAGGGAGGAUGCUGACGGACUCCUCCACCCUAAAGCUUUCGUGGAAGCUGCAUGCGUUCAGUGGUUGUAUGUUCCUUCAGCACAUAACUGAUGGUAGCUCAGUGCAGUUCUGUUUUUGAGCCAUUGUUCUUGCCGUCAGUGUCCUUGUAAAUUUGACUGCGACCAUUAGUGAGGCGUUAACAGCAACCGCUAAGCAAAUUUAAGUUUGAAUACGAGGCCUUUAUUGCAGCAUCAAAGAGAAAUACGAGUAUUUUCCUAACAGAUUCUAUGUGUAGUGGCCUUUUGUCUCACUGAAAAUUGUGUGAAGCUUUUUCUAAAGGAGUCAGCACAUGGGUUGGUGCAGAUGUUGGAGGGCUCUGUUCUGUCAUUUCUGCUGAAAACAGCCAUGACGGAGCAGCUCUGUCACAGCACACAGUGAAAUGUUUAGUACAUGCUGCUUCUUGGUGCACUGCCUUUGGAGUUGUGUUUGCACUUCGUCAUCACUGAAAUAUGUCAUGCUGAAAAUCAGCAACACGUCUUUGAAGGAUUAUCAUUUAAGCAAGUUUGGAUCUGUUGGUAUGUGAGUUGGUUCACCUAAACCCCAGUAAAAAUCUUUCUAUCAAUAUAUACAGUAUUUUGCUACAGUUAUGAAUGUUUAUUGACCUAUGGAGGUGAAAUGUGUCUGUUUGAGACGUGAGACAAUCAGCGUCGGCUGCUAACAAAACCGACGUAACGACGGUCAGAAUGUUUGUAUGAUUACCAAAGCCACAAUCUGUCCUAGUGUUAACACCAUAAUGGCUUCAAAGCCUUAAAAGUGCCAACAUGACCAAACAUUUCAGCACGUCAGUGCGAAAAGUUCUCCUUACUUUUAUGAUAACCCACCCUCUGGUCCUGGACUAAUAAUCUGCUUCUACGGGAUUAUAGAUUGUGGCUGAUUGAGUUUUACGGUUUGAUAGCAGUUGGCAGAAAUCAAGUCACACUGGCUUUACUGAAAAUAAAUGUUUGAAACACUUUGUUCCUACAGAUUCUUUUUUUUUCUUUUUUACAAUAUAUUUAAAUGUUUUGGUAAUUUUGUGUUGCGUGAAAACAACAACUCGAAUAAAGAGAUGAAGCCUGACAGCUUUAAACUGUUUCCUUCCUGUCAAAUACA